AUGGCAGAAGAAACUGAGCGGUCUAUGCCAUUUCGUGGCAGGAAUGCCGCCUAUCGAAAGCCGCCUAACAAGUUCAACAAGCCAAUAUCGACGGUAGUCCCUAAUGGCUCUAGUUCAGUUUCAGCCAUGCUUCAUGCUUUCGAAUCCAUGAACGAGAUGGAAAGAAACAAGCUGAUUCAGAGCAUAGAGAAUCUGAGCUGGACACAAACUUGGGAUUUGACCAAACAGUUCGACAAACAGAGGAGAGGAAAAAUGCCCCCACAGCAGCCUUUGCUUGGCAUGGAAAACGAGGGUCACUCUUGCCCUGAGAUGCUUCCUGCAGCGAGGGAUGGACCUGGGGUUGAUCUGGGCAGCAGUGUCUAUGAGUUGCUCGCAAAACCCAGGACUGUCGAAGGCGUUGAGGAACCUGAGCCAUGGGCAACAUCUGACCCACCUGACUACCUUCCUGACGAUGAAAAUGAAGAAAUCAGAAAGAGGAUCAAACGGUCCAACAACGUGGAUUUUCGGACCCAGUGGGAUGCCCAACACCAAAUUGAAGCAAAGGCAUACGCAAAAUCUCGCCGUAUUUUCCCAAGUGUCCAAAAUGGCAUCCUCGCGUUCAAAUCGGAAUACCACAACACUGUUUACGAACCUGAGAGAUCUCUUCUUGAUGACUGGACUUUGGACAUCCGAGAAUUAGAGGAUCUGUGGAACGAGCUCAAACACCGAAUUUCAUCGUUUGAACUUCCCAACACAACUGUCAGAAAACAGUUUCGUAGCUGGUGGGAUCAGCUUCCGGCAGGACGCCAAGUCGACAUCUAUCAUGUUGCCUUCUUUGACGGAACAGCGAUGCCCGAUGGACUGUCUUCCAUGUUUUUGCCUGACACCAAGCAUAUUCCCACCCCUAGGAACAUGAAAGACGAGCUAACACGCCUACAUUGGCACGAGACAACCGAAGGCUACGUAUACAACCUGGGGAAGAUCAACAAAAGACGAAAGAAGAAGGAACAGGAACAACAAGAGCACCUGCGUCGCACAGCGGCCUACCGUGCUUGGCUAGAAUUACCACCGGAUUCUAAAGUUGUUCCACCCGGCAUCUAUCUACGUCCUGCGGAACAGUGUGAUGCUUCAUCUAUCGUUGAGAUCAUGAACUGGUAUGCACAAAACUCAGCUUUGAGCAGUGAAACCCGAUUCAUGGAGGUGAAUGACAUUGGUGAUCUUCUUCAUUUUUGCCGAGAAAACCACUUCCCCUUUGUCGUCGCUGCCCGACGUCCACCGGAGCGCUUGUGUCGUAACCAGAUCGACCCUGUGGUUGGCUAUGCCUAUGUCGAAUUCCAUCGGCAUGGCAAGAGCGCUGACAAGCACAUGGGUGAGCUGCAUGUCUUCGUCCAAGAGGGCAGCAAGAAGCAGCACAUUGGAUGGGCACUUGUCGAUAUGGUCCUCUCCUGUUUUGUUGUGACCUCUGGACCAAGCAAGAAUUAUGAGUUUGACCAAACUGGUACAGUGCAGUAUGGUGCAGGCUAUGGCCGUCCUCUCAGAUCAAUAGUUUGCGCCAUUGCAACAUCCCCGGAGACCCAGGAGAAGAAUACCUGGAUCAAGAAGUGGUUGGAGAGGGACUUUGGCUUUACGGAACAGUGUGUUUUCGAAAAUGCGAGGGUAAAGAGUGGCAAGAGGUAA
Penicillium digitatum Pd1 is the source of this 1656-nucleotide messenger RNA. Its product is annotated as GNAT family N-acetyltransferase. Lineage: Eukaryota; Fungi; Ascomycota; Eurotiomycetes; Eurotiales; Aspergillaceae. The record is from RefSeq and is a predicted model, not a curated record.